This is a messenger RNA of Struthio camelus australis, 2857 nucleotides long. The record is from RefSeq and is a predicted model, not a curated record. NCBI's taxonomy places the organism in Eukaryota, Metazoa, Chordata, Aves, Struthioniformes, Struthionidae.
AGAAACUUAAGCAAAGAUGGUCACUGUUCCAGGAGGGGUGUUCACAAUGGGCACUGAUGAGCCUGAAAUACAGCAAGAUGGAGAAUGGCCUGCUAGAAGAGUCCAUGUUAGCAGUUUCUACAUGGAUCAGUAUGAGGUCAGCAAUGAGGACUUUGAGAUGUUUGUGAAUUCAACUGGAUAUGUUACUGAGGUUGCAGCUGCUCCUUGGUGGUUGCCUGUGAAGGGAGCCAAUUGGAAACACCCUGAAGGUCCUGACUCUAGUAUCUUAAAGAGAAUGGAUCAUCCAGUUCUUCAUGUUUCCUGGAAUGAUGCUCUAGCUUUUUGCACAUGGGCAGGAAAACGAUUACCAACUGAGGCUGAAUGGGAAUAUAGCUGCCGAGGGGGCCUUGAAAAUAGGCUUUUCCCGUGGGGCAACAAGCUUCAGCCAAAAGGUCAGCAUUAUGUCAACAUCUGGCAGGGAGUGUUCCCAACCAAUAACACUGCAGAGGAUGGAUACAAAGGAACUGCACCUGUCACUGCAUUUCCUCCUAAUGGAUAUGGCUUAUACAACAUUGUAGGAAAUGCCUGGGAAUGGACUUCUGACUGGUGGGCUGUUCAUCAUUCAGCAGACGAAGCUCACAAUCCUAAAGGGCCCUCAUCGGGGACUGACAAAGUGAAGAAGGGUGGAUCCUAUAUGUGCCAUAAGUCCUAUUGCUAUAGGUAUCGCUGUGCAGCCCGUAGUCAAAACACUCCUGAUAGCUCUGCUUCGAAUCUGGGUUUCCGCUGUGCAGCAGACACCUUGCCAGAUUUGCAGUGACCAAAUUUGCUUGCACACUGAGACACAAGGGACUGAAUUUCACCCAAGGAAGAAGAAAUGCAUGGAAUCUCACUUGCUGAUGAGACAGAAUGGAAAAAAUCUAAGGCUUCAAGUUUCUGGAAAAGAAAAAUCCAAAACAAAUCAAUAUUACUUGAAGAAACUUCAUGUAUUUAUUUUUGUGGAACCUGGCUUGGAUUUUUAUCUUGACUGAACUUUUUAUCAGUGAAUUCUGUUGGUUUCAGUGGGACUAUUCCAGAAUUACACUAACUCAAAAUUGAGGAGAAACAUGCUGCUUCUGUUUUGAAGAAUAAUUCUACUUAGUAUCUCCUUUAGAAAAAAAUCUUUAUUGAAUAAAUAGCUUCAUUUACUUAGUUUGAAUUUCCACACUCAAAAUACCAUAACAAGGACUUUACAAGCUUCUAGACAGCUUUAAAAAAAAAACUUAAGCAGCUACCAAAGCAAUAAACGUGCUUUAGGUGGCAUUAAUUGUCCAUUGUAAGAGGAGGUCUUUCUUCCAGUCUUCACAACUACCAAAACAUGGGCCGUUAGUGUAGCAACUUCUAUUGCAUUCCUGUUGCACUGAAAAUCAUGUCCCGAAAUGUACUUUUUCCUGGUGAGAUACUUGCUCUUUAGAAAGUGCCUUCUGCAGCUGAGGGUUGGCAAUCUUCUUAGUGAAUGAUGAUAGUGUUGUACAUAUUUCAAUAAAAUAUCAAGCAUUUAUUUAUGCUGGAGACCUUUAUUGAAUUUAAAAAAAGCUAGCACCUUCCUCUGAAUUUCUCUUAGACACUGUAGGCUUAUUUUGGGGACUUGAAGAUAAUCACCAAAAUGGCUCCAUUAGAAACUGGGGCCAACAAAUGGCUCUACUUGAAUGGAAGGUUUUAAAAGUGGAGAGAUGGGAAAUGUAACUAAUCGUGUAAAUUCUGAAACUGUCUCUAAGCUUUACACAAACAAACAAGAAAACCCACAAAAAAUUGUAAAGCUUUACAGAGGAGGGGAGGAAGAAAGAAUACUGAGAGCUACCUCAUUUUGGGAUCUGAAUGCGUGUGAGCCCUUCGACAAAAUAUUUUGCACCGCCACUCACUAUAGGACAUGCUGUCUGGAUAUACUGCUAUGCCAGAUAAUUGCUUGCUUUAACUGGAGACUGAGAAAGAAAUUUUGUGUACCAAGCUCUGAACCAGAAUUACCCUCCUUCCAAACUUGUAGUUUGCUGUGUUGCUGACCUCUGACGGGCCUCUUAACUGCCUAGGUAUAGAACAGGGAUGGAUUUGGCCGUCUUUUCAGCUGCUUUGAGAUCUAACAUUGAAAAUAUGUGAUGUAUUAAUAGAAUAGUUGCGUUAUUGUCACUAACUCUUGCACCUUUGCUUUAUCCUUAUUUAAAGUCAGUCAGGUUGGGGUCAAUACAAAUACCUUGCUUACCAACCGCUUCUCCACUUAGCGCAUCAUGUUGAAAGAGAGGUACUAGAUAGAGAAUGCUGAGGAAGCCCUUUCACAAACAUCAGCCUCUAUUAGGGAGCUAAAGUUUUUAGUGGCAGAAAAAUUUGAUUCCAGAAUACACCACUUUGAGUGAGCUUGCCAAGUUUUAACACAUCAUGCAAUCACAUGAGCAUAUUAAAAGUUAUGGUAGAUCUUUUGUAUGGUAAAGGCUGAAUCACCAGCACUAAAAGUUUUAAUUAAAGUAGAUGUUUUAAUACCUAUAUUUUAUUAAGAUAAUAGGGGAAGAAUUUUAUCUCUAACUUUCUAAAAGGCUUAUUUCUGCCACAAGAGGGAAUAUACUUUAUUAUAAAGACUUUGCUUAGAGUUGGUUUUUUUUUUUUUUCCUAUUCUGGAAAAAAACCCUGGAAAAAUCUUAUGGCUUUAUCCUAAAAACAGCUUUAGUGAUGCUGCACUACACGGAUCAGUUAUGUCAGUCAAGACUUACUGUGCUGUGGGUAGUAUGUGGAGGAAAGCCUUCCUAGUCUUCCACUGAGAUUGUUUACUAUGUUCCAAUCAUGCUGCUCAUGUUUGAAUUAUGAUUACUUUAUGUUCUGGUACAAAAUCUUUCAUUAAACUUCUUGAAUUUCA